AUGGGUGUUACGGCAACCACUGGCGUCGGCAACGGAAAACUUCAAGACCGAACGAAGCUGUCGAGGCAACAGAUCAAGUCCAGACUGACAGCGCUGAAAGGCAUCUAUACGUCGAUCAAGGCGAUGCUGGAUGCGUCAGGAUUUGGCUGGGAUGAUGAACGUCAUGUCGUGCUAGUGCAUGACUCCGUUUGGGAUGAUUAUGUCAAGAGCCAUCCAAAAGUUGUUGAUUACCGUAGGAAGGCCAUGCCAUUGUUUGACGACCUUCGUGAUCUCUUCAAGGGAACAUAUGCUACCGGAGACUAUGCAUAAGCCUCUGAAGAGCCGUGCCCAGGAGACUUUGUUACCGGUCCAUCUGCUCCGCAACUAACACAAGCACCAACAGCUUCGGAGCCUGCAGGUAUUGACGAAGCUGCAAGCUCAGAUUCAGCCGUGCCCUCUCAGCAACCGGAGCCUGCACCAGAACCAAGAAGUGCUGCUAUCCAUAAAACAGCAAGCCGUACAGGUGCCAAGAAAAGGCGCAGCGAAAGCGGUGGUGUACUAAUUGCUGAAGCGAUUGGUGAGGUUGCUACAGAAUUGCGUCAUAGAACUACUAAAAUGCGAGCUCUCACACCAUCGCAGAGAGCCAUCAAGUUGCUCCAGAAGGACUAUGCCAACGACCUCCAAACGGAAUAUCUUGUUCGAGCUUUCGACGUGAUGCUGGAUGAAAAAAAAAGCAAUGGGAUUUUUGGUAAUGGAAGCCGGACCAGCCCGGGAUGCGUGGCUGAAUAAACAAUUGCAAGAUCUCAGUAAGAGCUAUGCGAGGAGAGCACAAGUUCAUUGCUGCAUGUUAAUUCGUUAACGUUGAAAAGCUACAUACGAAUCCCACAUGUUCUUUGCUAGUAGAUCACGAAGAUUGCUCGCUCGCCGAUAAUUUCCAGUGGUGUUACGCUCAGGGUAGUUGGUAUCAGGACGCUCAUCGUCAGAAUCUUCUUCUUCCAACUCGCCUUCUGGAUCAUCCGGUAAAUCCUCCUGAAGCCUGAUAAAAUUGUGGAGCACACAGCAAGCUCGAACAAUUUUUGCCUGCGUUUCUACCGAAUACUCUGGCGUUUGCUUCAAUAUAGGAAAUCUCCGC
Phytophthora nicotianae INRA-310 is the source of this 1111-nucleotide messenger RNA. RefSeq lists its product as hypothetical. The transcript is spliced from 4 exons. Lineage: Eukaryota; Oomycota; Peronosporomycetes; Peronosporales; Peronosporaceae. The record is from RefSeq and is a predicted model, not a curated record. Bases 1 to 309 code for a protein of 102 amino acids.